Molecule: messenger RNA, 4348 nt
Organism: Python bivittatus (Burmese python)
Lineage: Eukaryota; Metazoa; Chordata; Lepidosauria; Squamata; Pythonidae
Gene: SLC1A1
Product: solute carrier family 1 member 1
Biological process (GO): L-glutamate transmembrane transport
Cellular component (GO): plasma membrane
Molecular function (GO): glutamate:sodium symporter activity; L-cysteine transmembrane transporter activity; L-glutamate transmembrane transporter activity
Source: RefSeq, a predicted model, not a curated record
GAAGCGUUUUGGGUGACACCUCCCCAAAUCCUCCCACUGUCUGCAAGCGGGGUGGCGCAAAUGGAGUGCGGGGCACCCGCGGAUGAGCCGGGCGGGCGCCUUUGCCCGAGGCGGCUGAGCGUGGCAGAGGAGAGAGCGCGCGCGCGCAGCAGAGCUUCCUCUCCGCCUCUGCGUCUAGCAGUCCCAGAUAGCAGCAGAAGCAGAUGAGACCCGCAGAGCUGCGAGCGCGCCCUGCCACCCUGAGCACGGCGUAACACUUCACGGCCCCACGCGCGCGCCCAGACACAGACACACACACGCACGCACGCCCUCGAACGCGACAGCAGCCAGGAGAGCGUGAGCAACAGCCCGUCUGCUGUGGGCGCCGCAGCCCCUCCGCUCCUUCACCUGCCCUCCGCCGCGCCCCCAGAUCGCUCGGCGUCGCCUGAGUUCCGCCUGCCUCCUGCGCCUCUUUUCGGUGGCGACUAAGAGGAGACACCAUGGGGAAGGAGCCGCCGGGUAGAAAGGAAGGAUGCGACUGCAAGCGAUUCCUGAAGAACAACUGGCUGCUUCUCAGCACCAUCCUAGCCGUGGUUCUGGGCAUAGGACUAGGACUUGCUGUUCGGGAAUAUGGAAAGCUCUCCAAUCUGGACAAAUUUUACUUUGCAUUUCCUGGAGAAGUUCUGAUGAGAAUGCUCAAACUCAUCAUAUUGCCAUUGAUUAUAUCAAGCAUGAUAACAGGUGUUGCUGCAUUGGACUCCAGCGUUUCUGGAAAGAUUGGCCUGCGAGCAGUUGUGUACUACUUCUUCACUACUGCCUUAGCUGUAAUUUUAGGGAUUGUAUUGGUUGUGACUAUCAAACCAGGAGUAUCUCAGAAAGCUGAUGAAAUUGACAGGGUGGGUAGCACACCAGAAGUAUCUACAGUGGAUGCCAUGUUAGACUUGAUUAGAAAUAUGUUCCCAGAAAAUCUUGUACAGGCCUGCUUUCAACAGUAUAAGACCAAACGUGAAGAAAUAAAAAUCACAGGUGGAGAUAAAAAUGGAACGUUUCCUACAGAUGAACCAAUUACAGCUAUAAUGCCAACCGAGACUUCACAGAACAAAACGAAAGAAUACAAAAUAGUGGGCAUGUAUUCUGAUGGCAUCAAUGUGCUUGGAUUGAUCGUCUUUUGUCUUGUCUUCGGAAUUGUGAUUGGGAAAAUGGGAGAAAAAGGACAAGUGCUGGUGGACUUUUUCAAUGCCCUGAAUGAUGCCACAAUGUAUAUAGUUCAGAUAAUUAUGUGGUAUAUGCCUCUGGGUAUUUUGUUUUUGAUUGCUGGAAAGAUAAUAGAAGUUGAAGACUGGGAGAUUUUUCGCAAAUUAGGUCUUUAUAUGGCUACCGUGUUGAGUGGACUUGCAAUCCAUUCGGUUGUAAUUCUACCUCUAAUAUACUUAAUCAUAGUCCGGAAAAAUCCAUACCAGUUUGCCAUUGGUAUGGCUCAAGCACUUUUGACAGCACUUAUGAUUUCUUCCAGUUCAGCCACUUUACCUGUAACGUUUCGCUGUGCAGAAGAAAAAAACCAUGUUGACAAGAGAAUUACUCGAUUUGUUUUACCAGUUGGAGCAACAAUCAAUAUGGAUGGAACUGCACUGUAUGAAGCAGUGGCUGCUGUUUUUAUUGCACAGCUUAAUGAUUUAGAACUAGACAUUGGCCAAAUAGUGACAAUUAGUGUGACAGCAACAGCUGCCAGCAUCGGAGCAGCAGGGGUACCACAGGCGGGCCUGGUUACCAUGGUGAUUGUGCUGAGUGCAGUGGGACUGCCAGCUGAAGAUGUUACCCUCAUUAUCGCAGUGGACUGGCUUCUGGAUCGAUUCAGAACCAUGGUAAAUGUUCUUGGAGAUGCCUUUGGGACUGGAGUUGUGGAAAAACUCUCCAAAAUGGAACUGGAGCAGAUGGAUACCAUCUCUGAAGUUAACAUAGUUAAUCCUUUUGCUUUGGAAACAACAGUGCUUGACAGCGAGGAAAAAGAAACGAAGAAAUCCUAUGUGAAUGGAGCUUUUGCUGUAGAUAAGUCUGACACCAUCUCAUUCACCCAGACAUCACAAUUCUGAAGUUGAUUGACUGACAGGGGUCCACACUGGAUUAAAGGACAUGAGAGACCCUAAGCCAAUCCAUAUCUUGGGCUCAUCACAUUCCUCAUGUUGUUCUUUGUCUUCUGCUUGUAUUCCUACAGGCAUAGAGAAGAAAAAAAAUCUUUCUCUCACAAGCCCUGUCUCCCUCAGCCACCCAGAAACAGAGAACACAGCCAUUCUGUUCCUCCUGUUGUGCAGGCUGUCCAUACCAUAUUUCCCCACAACUGGGAACAUGGCCUCUUUUUUCCCAGUCAUUUGAUGAGGGGCAGCCAGCAUGUUCAGAGCUGUGGAGAUUUCUUCAGGAUCCACAAUACAGAAAUAUAGGUAUAUUCUCAAGCCUAGUUAUGUUCUCAGAAAAAUUUGUACCACCAUAGUUGAGAAUGUAUGGUAGCAGUCUAAGAUUCUCCAGCAGCACCUGUGUAAGAUUCUGAAAUGAAAUCUUUUAGCAAGGUUCAGAGGAUAAAUGUAUUCCUUUGGGACAAACACUCCAGAUUUUCUUUGGCUCGUAGCUGUUGCAGCAUUUGGUCAUUGUGGGCAGAUAUAUGAAAAAGAUAGGUUAUAAAAAUAUGUAUCUUGUAAAAAGCUGUGUCAUAUUUCUAAGGAUUCUGAAUGUCUGCUUACAAUGACUAUACCCAGAAGUUGGAACAAUGAGCUGGAGACAAGCUAUUUGUGAGGAAUAAAACAGUAUUUCCAGAUGAGCAAUUCCAUGCACGGAAUUAUUUUUUAAAAAGAUAUCCUCACUAUUCUUAUAUUUCAAUUGCUACUGAGACAUUUCUCUUUGAACUGAUUCUGUGCAAAAAUACGUAUUCCUAUAGCUAAUUAACUAUUAAAUAGAAAAAGAAGGAGGAUAGUUCUGGAGUAAGUAUGAAGUUUUUGAAAAUGUGUGUGUGUUUUUAAAUGUAAAUUAUUGUUGAAAUCGGAAAUUAUUACUUGAGAACUUUAUAUUUUCUUUUCCAUUAUAAAAUAUACCCAUGACAUAGUGGAACUUCUUGAGCUAAGCCAAUCACAACAGCUUUGCAGCAAAUGAAACUCCAAUAAUUACGUUUUCCUUAUUUAGUAAUCUUCUUUUGGAAGCUGUAAGACACGAUUUUAGAGCUCUCUCUGAUAGAGGAGAUAAAAGAAUGCAUUUCAUAGGUACAUAAGCAAACUCUAAUUUCUUCGCUUUCCUACAGUCUCCUGCCUACUCUGAAAAUCUGCUCCGAAAGGGGCCUCAGACCCAGGGGCAGAUCCCAAUCCCUCAUGUUCCAUUGCAGAUGCUGUUCUAUCCACGGAGAGGACUAACUGAAUACAUCCCAAAUUGCACAGCUAUUCAUUGAAUGGCUUAUAGAAAGUGUAUGUUUUUGAAGUAUAGCAUCUACUGUACAUGAUUCACUGCAUGUUGUUUGUUUGCUUCUUCACUGAAUCUUAUAAUUGAAUCUGAAAGCUUGCAGUGCCAAAAUACAGGUCUCAUGACCAAGAAGCAGACUUAUGGUUAAUUAUAUCCCAGCUUGUCUACCAGCAUAUAUCCCUUGCCUGGUGAAAGAUAAAUAGCAGCCUUUUAUGAAAGUUCAUAGUGUAAUGGAGAUACAUUCUCAUAUUGGCCAUGUGAGUGUGAUUUCUUCAUGAAAACAUUCCAUACUGUUAAACAGUUCAUCUAGUUAGUACUUACACCAGUACUUGUGCAAUUUUAUUCUCCUUUGAAAAAUAUUAUUGCAGAAUAUAAACUUUACUUUGGACAUUGCUGGUUAGCUACCGAACACAAACUGAAAUUCAUGGAAGAUGAUUUUGUAAAUAAGCUUGUGCUAAUCUGAGAAAAAUGCACUUAAUUACUGUCAAGAAACAUAACAGAUCUGUAGCCUUAGACAGUCUUACACUGUUCUAUUCAAUACAUAAGCCAGGUAUGUGCCAAAGAACACUGAAAAGAAUCAUAUGUUGACAAAUUGCCCUUAAUUGUGAGAGGCAUAAUACUGUAUGUAUUUAAAUAUAAUAAGCUAUAAAUGAAGUGUGCAAAGUGCAAACAUGGAUCUAUUUGUACAAAUAAAGGAAUGUACAGUGUAAAUCUUGUGCAAAAUUAUUUUUAAAAAAUAUUUGUACAGCUUUGCUAUUGCUAGAGGAAAAAAUGUUCUUAAAUUAAUGGUAUUUUGCCUUUUCCUUGUGCCCUUCAAUACUAUACAUGUCCCUUUUCUUUGAUUUCAAUAAAUAGUUCUGGUCAUCCAGUUUUCAGCCUAUCCCUGUUCUAUGUCUGUAUAUAGAGUUGUAUCUUAGCACUGAUGAAUGAU